Messenger RNA from Pararge aegeria (speckled wood butterfly), 3110 nucleotides. Its product is annotated as protein hunchback-like. The transcript is spliced from 3 exons. The record is from RefSeq and is a predicted model, not a curated record. The coding region runs from base 179 to 2020 and encodes 613 amino acids. Gene Ontology annotation, cellular component: nucleus. Lineage: Eukaryota; Metazoa; Arthropoda; Insecta; Lepidoptera; Nymphalidae. Gene Ontology annotation, molecular function: RNA polymerase II transcription regulatory region sequence-specific DNA binding; DNA-binding transcription factor activity, RNA polymerase II-specific. Gene Ontology annotation, biological process: regulation of transcription by RNA polymerase II.
CAGACCGCGGUGUCGAAGGGUUGUCUUUAAAAAAUAUUUUGAGCUUUAACGUUCGUGAGCUUUGGCUAUGUUCGGACAUUGAGUGGAAUAUAAACAAAAGUGAAGUUAUAAACUUGAUUAAUGCUAAACUUACCGAAGUGGUGUGUUUACUAACAUUUGCUGAUUUUAAGGGGAAGGUAUGAUAAGUUGCGCAUCCCCCGCCGGCAUGCCGCCAGCGCCGCAUGCGCAGUCUUGGGGCUCGUUCAACCAACAGCCAAUUAUUAAAACGGAACCAAUGGAGGAGGGCAGCUUCUCAAAGGAACAGACAAGCGGAUUCUAUUCGGAGGGGUUCCACAGCGCAUCGCCAUCGUCAUCAAGCAAGGAUUCAAAUGGGCAUUCGCCCAGAAGCGUAGGCAGCUCCGGGGAACCGCUACCAUUCUACGACAACAUGCCAUUAAAGGCUAAAACAAAUCUUGGCAUGCACUUAGACUCGUAUCGCAAUGGAAUGCCAUACAAUCUUCUUACACCCCCUGGCUUCGUACACAGCAGGAACGUUGAAGAACACGAGCCAUCCCCAUACGAAUCAUACUCUCCGCGAUCUCUCGCGCCUCCAGCUCACGUUUCUACUCCCUUGGCUCGCGCUGAUGCUACUCCACCUAAAUCUCCCCCUAGAACUCCUACGUCUCCUGAUGGAGAACACGACAGGCGAUCUUUUGAUCGGUUCCACGAUUCUGGCUUCGAUGGCGUCGGUCAAAAUAAACCAGACUGCGACGAUGGCCAGGAAGGUUCUGGGCUUGAAGAUUUCGACGAAGAACCCGGUCUCCGCGUACCAGCAGUAAAUUCCCACGGAAAAGUGAAAACGUUCAAAUGCAAGCAAUGUGAAUUCGUCGCCGUGACUAAGCUUAGCUUCUGGGAGCACAGCAAAGAGCAUAUCAAGCCCGAAAAAAUGCUGACAUGUCGAAAGUGCCCUUUUGUUACGGAAUACAAGCACCACCUCGAAUAUCACAUGCGAAAUCAUCUCGGAUCAAAGCCUUUUCAAUGCACCCAGUGCUCUUAUUCUUGCGUGAAUAAAUCGAUGCUCAACUCUCAUCUCAAAUCGCAUUCGAAUAUUUAUCAAUACAGAUGCAACGAUUGUAACUAUGCAACGAAAUACUGCCAUUCACUUAAACUCCACCUGCGGAAAUAUAAACACAAUCCGGCGAUGGUACUUAACGUGGAUGGAACACCAAAUCCUCUACCGAUAAUAGAUGUGUACGGCACUAGACGUGGGCCUAAACAGAAGCCAAUGAUGAAGAUGUUUGAUCAACACCAUAUAUCCAAUAACAAGCCCCAACCUCCUCCACCAUCGCAUCCUCUAUUCGGAAACCACUUUCCUAUAAACCUACCAUACUUACCUCCACUUUUGCCUCAUUCGUUCUUAUUCCCACCCAACAAUAACUACGAACAACAAAGAACUUCUCCUAAGGUUGUCGAACAACAAAUUGAACAACAACUGUCUCCCCGAUCCAUUUUACACCAACGUUUGUCGUACGGAGAGGUUCCUAACGACGUUGUUUCACCUCCCCCUACAAAAUCACCUGCAAGUUUACCCCGUACACCGACGGCUCCACGCAGUCACUCUCCAACCCAGGCCGACGAUGCGCUCGACUUGACUAACACAAAGACUAGUGAGGCUGGCUCUCCCCCGCCCACAGAGAGUUCUGCAAACGCAGUAACACCCACCACAGCAAUGAAAAAUAGAAGAAAAGGCCGCGCGUUCAAACUGCAACCGGCUGCUUUAAGAUUGCAGCACGAAGACAACAAAAUGGAUGCAGAUGCGUCGGACUCAGAAUCCGACGCGUCCGCCGAAGCUCCAACCUCUACAGCCUCCAAUUCGUAUACUUGUCAAUAUUGCGACAUUACAUUCGGAGAUCUUACUAUGCACACUAUCCACAUGGGAUUCCACGGGUACAACGAUCCCUUUAUGUGUAAUAAAUGCGGUGAGAGAAGUUCUGAUCGUAUAGCGUUCUUUAUUCACCUCGGGCGUGCCCAACACGCUUAAACUCCUAAAAAUACUGUGAAUGUGUAAACGAGUUAAACUAGUCAACGCUAUUUAGCGUUUGAAACUACUAGGAUAUACCUUAGUCGUAAAUAUAGCUCAUUAGCUGUUUAGGGUGAAGUCAACUUAUUUAUUACAGGAAUAUUUUCGAAUCGUAUUUUCAUUUUAGCCAAAGAUUAAUUUUGUUAUGCAUGUAUUUUUGUAGGCAUUGAAAAGUUCGUUUAAAGGUAAAGCACUUUUACUAAUUAUGUUGUAAUACAAUCUUAAAUGAAUUAUUAAUUUCAAUUUUGUUCCUAUUAUGAAUUAUUAUGAACACAGCUGGAAGUUAUAUUAAAAUGUAUAUUUCUUAUUUGGGAUAAGUAAAAUAUUUCGUAUUAAGAUCGGAAGUAAAUAGCAGUAGGUUUGUGCUUUUAGAAUAAAACAUACAUGUUAACACUAUAUUAACUACAACUAUGGAUGUACCUUGUAAUUGUAAGUGAGUUAGUGAGUGACCAAUAAAUAAAUAAGACUGUAUCGUUUUAGUACAAAUCCAAUGUUCAAGUCAGUAAGAAGUUUGUUUGUGAUAGUGUUUAAGAAUAGAUUAAGUUGUACAAUUAUUAACUUACGGUGAAGUUACCUAUUUGAAUAGCGUUAAAAUUUUGUGGAUCCAAAGAGUUGUUCAUUUGAUUACUGUCUGUAUUUCCUUACAAUGGAUGUCUUAGAAUCAAAUACUGAAAACCAUCUCAAAACUUAGAAGCUACUUGGAUUGUCUUUUCCUUAAAACAAACAUCAAGAAAUAAUUACUUAAAUUAAGGGUCUUAAGUAAGUGGUUUUUAGUACUACAUAAAUAAAUGGACAGCAUCUUUUAGGUAAUUUUAACGCUACAUUUAAGUCAAAGUGUAUUUAUAGUAGUAGAAAAAGAUUUAUUAUUUUAUUUAUUUAUUUCGCUUAAGUUAUUGUUAAGGAUUAAGGUUGUUAUGUACAACUAAAUGUUGUAUCUAAAAACGUAGCAUCCGGAGUAUAUAAGACUCCAGUAUCUAAGUAAAAUUGCUUGUGUCAUAUAAACUAUGUAUGUACGGAAAAUUAUUGUAAUUUAACUGAAGGAAGAAUUUCA